GGACAACUCUGCGCCCGCUCGCUGGUCGCUGUAUUCGUCCGCCGCUCCGUAGGGAUCCAGCCGCCGACAGACACACCAGCGCCGGACUGGCCCAACUAAAAUGGCCGUCAUGGGCAACGGUCAGCUCGCACUCGGAUCCAUCGUUUGGUUGUCAUCACGCUGGUUACAUAAGCUAAGAUCAUCACCGCAGGCAGCGGCAGAACCUCAUCGCCCUCGCUCGCUGCAGCCCACUGCCUCAUUUGGCCGACGGCGUGUGGCAGAACGGCCCUCUACGCUCGUUGCAAGUUGCAAGCUGCAAGCUGCAAGCAUUUAAGGGCCGAUGCCCAGCCAGAGGCGUGAUGCAAACAAGCCAGAUUUGAAGCACACACAUGUUCAUGUAUCGCAUCGUAACAUUGCUGACCUGCCUUGGCUGACCUCUGUCCGUCACCAUCGUCAUUGACCAUUUGCACUUUCCAUCGCUUGGGACAUGCCCCAGUAAGCCGCAGCCCAGGUGAUAAGUAGCCCAUCAUACCCAAACACCGAACCUGUCUAGACUUAGAAACCCUUCAUCUCCCACCGAGCCAACCGCCUCGACAACCCGACAUCAUGGGCAUUGUGUUCAGCGCCAUAUCACAGGCGUUUCCGCCCAAGCCCACCUUCACCGAGAAGGACAUUGGAAAUUUGAGCGGCAAGGUCUACGUCGUCACCGGUGCGAACACGGGUCUCGGGAAAGAGAUCGCCCAGAUCCUCUACUCUAAAGAUGCCAAGGUCUACUGCGCAGCCCGCUCGAGGGACAAGGCCGAAGCCGCCAUGGGCGCAAUUGAGCAGGCUUGGCCACACUCUCGCGGCAAGCUCAUUUUCCUGCCGCUAGACCUGGCCGACCUGAGCACCAUCAAGGCCUCCGCCGACGAGUUCCUCGCCAAGGAGGACAGCCUGCACGUCCUUUUCAACAAUGCCGGUGUCAUGAUGCCGCCCAGCGGCUCCAAGACAGCCCAGGGGUACGAGCUGCAGCUCGGCGUCAACAACCUGGGCACCUUCCUCUUCACCAAGCUGCUGACCCCGACCCUCGUCCGUACCGCCAGCCAGGAGGACCCCUCCUCGGUGCGCGUGGUGUGGGUGAGCUCGUCGGCCGCCGAGUCGAUCCAGGUGCCCAGCGGGGGCGUCGAUAUUUGCAACCUCGACUACCACGUCGACAAGAGCCCCUUUGAGAAGUACUGCGUCUCCAAGGCUGGUAACUACCUCCAGGGCGCCGAGUUUGCCCGGCGACACAGGGAGGAUGGCAUCGUCUCUGUUCCGCUGAAUCCUGGAAAUCUGAGCUCUGACCUCUGGCGCUCAUUCGGCAGCGGGGCGCAGAGCUUCUUGAAGAGCUUUGUCCUACACCGGCCCAUCCUGGGUGCCUACACCCAGCUCUUUGCCGCCUUCUCACCCCAGGUGUCUAUUGAGAGGUCUGGUGAAUGGGUGGUCCCUUGGGGUAGAUUUAUGAAAAUCCGCCAGCAUCUUUUGGAUGGGAGUAAGCCAAUCUCCGAAGGGGGCAAAGGCACGGCAGAGAAGUUUUGGGAGUGGAAUGAGGAGCAGGUCAGGCCGUUUUUGUAGACGAGAGAGUGGUGGAAUCGGAAUCCAAUGCCGGCUCAUCAUUCUGUCGACCUGUCAAAGUAUCUUGUUUUGUCUCGAUUAUAUAUCUCCUGGAGGAGAUGGUCGAAUGUAUUACAGAAGAUACGAUAGAUUUUAGGCUGUCCACAUUGAUCUAAAUGGCCUCACGCCUACCCCUCUGUCCUGCCGGCUGGGCCAUGAUUUAUAAUAUGUCUCUGAGUUUUCGGGAUUGAAUGUUUCAGGACCGUGGAUGAAGCCUAGAGUGCGGACCAAAUUGCAUGAGUUUUGCGCCAUCUUGUCUCCUCAAUUGCAGAAUGAACGGGUUGAUAUAUAGGUUCUGGGUUUCCAACCUCCGCGAUGAUGUUGGCAACCUUG
Molecule: messenger RNA, 1944 nt
Organism: Diaporthe batatas
Lineage: Eukaryota; Fungi; Ascomycota; Sordariomycetes; Diaporthales; Diaporthaceae
Exons: 3
Coding region: 586-1572 (328 amino acids)
Source: RefSeq, a predicted model, not a curated record